UAGAUACACAGAAUAAACACGAAGUCGGAUAGAUUAGAUUCUGACGCCUCACACCGUUUUAUCGCAACCUGCAAUCGAUAAUCCCCUACGUUGUUUCGAUUCGUUUGCAUGUGUAAAAUCGUCUUUACGCGCGAACUAGGUUACGGAAAUCCGAAAACCGAAUCAUGGAUGGCAACGAAGUUGAUUUUAACAACUGUCGAGUUGUCAGGAGGAACUCCGUGGUUAAGAACCACAGAAAAAUCGCCGCGGAUCAUUUGAACUACUUGAAAUUGUGGGAACAGAUACUCAGUACGCAGAAGAACGUUCUAGUGACCGAAAACGAUGGAAAUUUAGAAUCCUGCAGUAGGAAAAGAGAAGGAAACAAUGAAAUUAAACGUGAAGAAUCUAAAGGAGGCAAAAACGAAAGAAAACAACACAGGAAAUCUACAAAGCCAAGAAUUGUUGGUGUUUUACUUUUUUUCCAGUAUAAAUUCCCUUGCCAGUACGAGAGGGAUAUCCUUGACAUAGUUAUAGGUAGAUCGAGAUGGAACGACAGCUGAGUUCAUCUUCCCUUACCAUUCAUUCUGUUUUCUAUGUAAAUAAAAUAUUUCUUGCGAA
Molecule: messenger RNA, 597 nt
Organism: Coccinella septempunctata (seven-spotted ladybird)
Lineage: Eukaryota; Metazoa; Arthropoda; Insecta; Coleoptera; Coccinellidae
Exons: 2
Coding region: 165-539 (124 amino acids)
Source: RefSeq, a predicted model, not a curated record